AUGGAGUCUCAGCGUCACCGCCGAGUCGCCCAACCCAUAGCCGUCCAGGGGUCGUUAAGGUUCUUUGCACUUGUCUCGAGCGCAAGCGAGGAGGGACUCACAUGCCCGAACCGAGACGAGUCCAUCAGGCGUCCUGUUGAGGAAGACUUCGGCUGCGCUGCCUGUAUUGCCGUGUCGAUGGGCGACUCACUUGCCUGGGAAGCUGGCGCCGGGAGCCUUCAGUCCAGGUGGCCAACAAGGGGCGUGCCGCCCGGCGGGACAGUGGGUUUCAUCUCCAGCUUCCGCGGGUCAUGGGACAGUAUCGUUGGAAACGUCGGUCGGUCCAUGAUGCGUGCACGAAGCGAGAGACGUCCGCAUGAAGUGAUCUGCGGCAGUCCCGCCCGUCGUGCCUUCCCUCCCGCUGCCCCAGCGCCCCAGCCAAUGUCAGUGUCGAUGGGAGCGUCAGUGUCACUGUGCCGUAUCAGAUGGGCAGGCAGGAGCGCAUCGCGCACAUGCCCCGUGAUGUUCACGUCCAUGGGUUUUCAAUGCCAAAAUGCCUCCACUGCACUCUUUCUCCUUCCUUCAACAUUCCCUAUCCUUCGCAUCACUACCUACCUCGCAGCUUCGCAUUGUAUCCUUCGUGACGGCAAAAAUGGCCCGGCUCAACCGUUCGGUUGCGGACGCCGUGGCUUGACGGUGGCGCCUCUUCAACUCAGCACACCCACGGAAGCCAGCGCAUCCCCGGCCCCCAUUGCCCCAGUAUGCGCAUUGGUCUGGGCCCCGGCUCCACGACCCUCGAAAAUCACCUGCGAAUCGCCAAAGCCUAAUAAUCAGCCCCCCGAGAGCAACGCUGCCAGCCGGCCAACCUGGCCGUACGUCGAGGUACCGUCGUCCACUUUACUGCGAGGGGCGGUACUCGCAGACUGCGGGUGUGGGAACACACACGGCUGCAGCAAGAUCGGUCCGCUAGUCGAGCCUCUCUCGUGUCGCGCCGAGCUACUUAUUUUGGGUCGCAGGAGCAGCAGGGAGAGAGACACACACCAGCAGGCCCCAAACGGGGGCCCGUCGUUUCCCCCGUAG
Purpureocillium lilacinum is the source of this 1059-nucleotide messenger RNA. The record is from RefSeq and is a predicted model, not a curated record. NCBI's taxonomy places the organism in Eukaryota, Fungi, Ascomycota, Sordariomycetes, Hypocreales, Ophiocordycipitaceae.